AUGGCGAAGAAAAGUGAUGACAGUAGAGCCUCACCUGGGAAAUCCAGAGUUGAUCCCUGCUGGGUGUCCUUCGACGUGCUGGCUGCCCAGAACCCGGCCCUGAUCCACGUGGAGGUUCAGGUGAUGGACGUCAAUGACAACGCGCCGCGGUUCCCCACGCCCGAGCUGGAGCUGGAGAUCUCGGAGAGCGCAUCCCUGCGGACGCGGAUCCCGCUGGAUCGAGCCCUGGAUGCUGACGCUGGCCCUAAUGCCCGCUGCUCCUACGCCCUCUCCCCCAAUGAGCACUUUGCUCUGGAGGUUGUCUCCAGCUCCGAUGGGACAAGGCAUGCGGAGCUUGUCGUGGUUAAGGAGGUGGACCGGGAGCUGCACUCCUCCUUCGACCUCGUGCUGACGGCCACCGAUCACGGGGAGCCACCAAAAUCAGGUACUGCUUUGAUUAAAGUCAUUGUCCUCGACUCCAAUGACAACAGCCCCGUGUUUGCAGAGAGCUCCCUGACGGUGGAGGUUCGGGAGGACGCCCAGCCCGGGACCCUCCUCGUGACGGUCACGGCCACUGACCCUGACCAGGGUCCCAACGGGGAGAUUGAGUACAGCCUGAGCAGGCACGCGCCCCCCGAGGUGCUGAGCACCUUCAGCAUCGAUGCCCGCACGGGCAGCAUCUUCCUGAGGCUCCCUCUGGACUAUGAGGAGACCCACGCCUACGAGCUGGACGUGCAGGCACGGGAUCUGGGCGCCAACCCCAUCCCGGCACACUGCAAGGUCCUGGUCAAGGUCCUGGAUGUCAACGACAACGCUCCCGAUGUCCACGUCACCUGGGCCACGCGGGAGCCCGUGCUGUCCGAGGCUGUCCCCAAGGACAGCUUUGUGGCCCUGGUGACAGCCAGUGACCCUGACUCAGGAAGCAAUGGGCAAGUGCUCUGCUCCCUCAGCCAGGGCUACGAGCACUUCAGGCUGAAGAGGACCAACAGCCACAGCUUCGCGCUGCUGACCAACGCCUCGCUGGACCGCGAGCGGCGCGCCGAGUACAACCUGACGCUGGUGGUGAGGGACAUGGGGGACCUGUCCCUGGCCGUGCUGAAACACCUCACCAUCUGCAUCAGUGAUGUCAAUGACAACGCCCCAGCCUUUGAGAAGGCCGCUUACGAGGCUGCUGUUGCUGAGAACGGUGAAGCACCUGCCUUCCUGCUCACUGUCCGUGCCACUGACCCUGACCUGGGCUCCAAUGGGAAAGUCACCUACAGGAUCCUGGACCCCUCUGCUUUGGGGCUGGUCUCAGUCGAUCCCAUCACUGGAGACAUUUUUGCCCUCCAAGCUUUUGAUUAUGAGCAGGUGAGGAGCCUAGAGUUCCUGGUGACAGCAGAGGAUGGAGGGCAUCCCAAGCUGGCAUCCAACAUCUCCAUCAGGCUGGCUGUGCUCGACCGGAAUGACAACGCACCCAUCAUCACCACACCAGCGCUGGUGGGAGGGGUGGCCACGCUCUCUGUCCUGGUCAAUGUGGACACCGGCUGCUGCUGGGUGGUCCCUGGGAAUGGGAGCACCCAGGGGGCUGUGGCAGUGACCAAUUCCACACUCGUGUCGUGCCCUGCCAACCCCUUCCUCUUCACCAUCGUGGCCCGGGAUGUGGACUCUGGCACCAACGGGGCUCUCCGGUAUGAUCUGGUGGGUGGGGAUGAUGCCGGGCUCUUCAUCCUGGACCCGCUGCUGGGNCCGGCCAGUGUCACCUUCAGCCGGUGUCACCUUCAGCCGGUGUCACCUUCAGCCAGUGUCACCUUCAGCCGGUGUCACCUUCAGCUGCAAAUCUCCCAGCUGCUCUCGCUGCUGCACCAGGGCCAGUUCCAGCCCAAAACAAACUACAGGGGAAACAAGUACACGGCCAAGAACGGCAGCAGGGCUGCAGGGCUGGACACGGGGCUGGACACGGGGCUGGACACAGGGAUGGACACAGGGAUGGACACAGACUGCCUGAGCACCAAGGACAGCGGGCACGGCGAGAGCGAGGCCGGCGACCGCGACUGCGACAGCGCCUUCGAGCUCUCCGUGCAGCAGCUCGUGGGAGAGGAGCUGGAGACCCUCCUGGAGCCACAGGCAGAGCUGGCCCUCAAGAGGCUGACAGCUGCAGACCCAGAGUGGGUGGCCCGGCUGUCCCUGCCCCUCACCGGCAGCUACAAGGACAACGUCUUCUGCCCCGACUCGCCGCGCUCCCCCGAGGAUGAGGAGGCUGCAAGGCAGGAGACACCGAGGACCUUUGAGACCUUUGGCAAAGGUGCUGGGGCUGACCCUGGUGGCAGCGGGACGAGGCUGGCCAGCACGUUCCUGUCGGAGAUGAGCACCCUGUUUGAGAUGAUCCUGUCCCAGAAGGUGCAGGUGCACAGCGAGGCGGGCGCGGGGCUGCUGCGGCAGCUGUCGGCCCGCGGGCACGGCCUCGGCCUGGGGGAUGCUGCUCCAGGGCUGUAGCAGCUCUGUGGCUGUGGCAGGGAGAGAACAGUCAGAGAUUUGGGGUCCCCAGCCCCAGCAGGGUCACUGUAUGACCCAUGCCCAGACAGGUGUAUUCCUUCCUUCGUCUCGCCCCAUCGAAUUUCUCCACAACUGAUUUCACCUUUAGUUCCCCUCCAGCUGCCUGUCCUUGCCUUCCUCCUCUCCCACCCUGCUCUCCCAAUGCUCUGCCAGCCUCCCAUCCCACCCAGCAGCAGGAGGGCCUUUCCUCCCAGGACAGGCCCAGGCAAGGGGGUUGUGAGAACAACCACAGCACAGUGAGAUACAUCCAUGUGAUCACAGACUGUGAAAAUACCUGUCACGGACACUGCUGCAGCUGGGCUCCAGGGUUUCAGUUAUUUAAAUAAAACUGGUUUUUUCUAACACUACCCUCUCUGUCAGCAGUGGAGCUGACAUAAUGUAUGUGCAGAAAGCCUGAAGUGGCAGCUGGGGAAGGGGAGAUGAGCCUGUUGUCUCCCAUGGGUCCUUCCAGCUUCUCUGGUUCUGCCACUGGGAAGCUGGCAUUUUUUAAAAGCCCCCCAAAUCAGCACUGGCAUCUCUCCUAUGGCUGCUCCAAAUGCCCAUCACUUCCUUCUCCAUAAGGAGUGGAUGUGGCACUCAGUGCUCUGAGCUGGGUGACAAGGUGAGGAUCAAUCACAGGUUGGACUUGAUGUUCUCAGAGGUCUUUUCCAGCCCUAAUGAUUCCAUUCUAUUCUGUUCUCUCCUUUGAGGCCAUUGGAUUUUGGAGCACAGUCCUUAUCCAAAAGCAGACACCAGAUGGCUGGAGUCUGCCAAAGGUAACCUGGGAAAAAGGAAGUGUGAAAACACUGUUUUGAAAUAUUCAGUCACAAGCUUCACCCUUUUUAUGGGUUUUCACUUUGAUCUGUCAGUCUGGGAGCUGUAAGACAGUUUGGGGAUAAUAGCAUGGGUGGGGAAACCAAGGUAUUGGUGACAAAGGAAGAAGCACACAGGUGUCUGUGCCUCUGCACUCCUGGAGAAGGGAAGGGUGGUGCUGACCCACGGGCUCAAGCAGCAGUGUGGGGAUGGCAGGGAAGGGCUUCUGGGCUCUCCUGGACCACCUCAGGUACCCUACCCCUGUUCUUUUCCAUGUGCCUGGAGGUGACAUUCCCAGCUUCAGCUGUGUACACACCCAAGCCACAGCACCAGACCAAACACAGAGCAUUUAAAGCAGAGCAAAUGAGAAAGUUACCUCUUUCUGUUGCUCUUGGGGCUAAAUGACAAGAACAAUAGAAUGAGAUUUCCCCAGGUGGACUUUUUAAUAUCCAAAAUGUUGUUUUAUUUCCAGUCUCCAAAAUGCUUGUACAGAUGAGCCCAUGUCUGGCAUCCAUCCAUGGAUGGGUUUGGCCUGGCCAGCUUGUGCUGCUGCUCUGCUAACACAAAUCUCUUGCUGGUUUGUUUUACAAACAAAACAGGUUCUUGCACCAAAACAAUGUCAGAGAGCCAGAUUCUAACUGAGAUGCAGCUGUGCAAACCAUGAGGGAGGCAUUUGUGCCUGAGCCCUGUGGGAUUCCUCUGCAGCUUGGGAGCACAGGCAGAGGGACAAACAGCCAGCACAACCUCACAUCUCCCUCUGCAAAGUUGCUUUGAUGUCCCUGUCAGAGGAAAGUCCUUACACAAAAAUACCUAAUAACAAGCAGGUUUAAAAGGAGACCAAUUCCUCCCUCUUGCUUCAAUUUCCUGAUUGUGCAAACUGCUUUCAGCCCCCCCAGCCCCUCUCCCAUCCUGAGCGAUGCGUAAGCGCGCUCUGGAUUAUCACAGCAUAGGAAAUCCACCCCAGGAAUUUCCUGCUCCUUGUAUCCUGCUUGAUAAAGGAAAUGGUCUAAGAAAGUUUGGUCUGAGCAGAAGGAGAGAGCAGACCAGAAGAACAAUCAGAUGUGUGGAGGGCUGGCCGUGCCCCUCCCUUGCUGCAUGGAGAAGUUCAGGAUGGGGCCAUUGCCUUUGUUUUGCAGAGCCUGAUCUACACAGAGCACCAGGGCCACAGGAAGCUGGGCAGCUUGCACAGAUGCCCUUGAACCAGUUUAAACUGGUGUGAACAAAUGCCUUUUUCCGGAUUCAGCUGCCCCAGUGGAGGAAAUUAUCACACCAGCUGCCUGCUGCUGCUGCCUGCCAGCGGUGCCUUCCCGCUGGGAGCAUCCCUUAUCCACUCUGCUGAAAAUGAGCUGGUGUGCUCAGCAAACAGGGACACGAUGGGUUUCGAAGCAAACCUUGCUCAUUGUGUCUCAGAGAGGUGGGAGCAGCUCCCUGCCAGGGCUGCAGGAGCAGGAGUGGGGACAGAAGGACACUGACAUGGUGCAGGAUGGCUGGGGACAGCUGUCACCUCACUGCUACAGGUGGAUCUGUCACAUCCCAUAAAAAACUCUGCCCAGUGAUGACAAUUUCCUCUCUUGCUUGCCCAGGUCUGAAAGAUUAAACUGCCAUAAUGGCAACACAGAGCCAGCCCACACUGUGCUGGUAGCAGGGGCACUGUGGGGACUUGCUUUGGAGAGAGA
Molecule: messenger RNA, 4982 nt
Organism: Zonotrichia albicollis (white-throated sparrow)
Lineage: Eukaryota; Metazoa; Chordata; Aves; Passeriformes; Passerellidae
Source: RefSeq, a predicted model, not a curated record